CUGACCCAAAGUCUAACAAUCCUACGCUAUUUGGCCCGAAAGCACGGACUGGCGGCCAGGGAUGAGCCCCGACAGGCGCGGCAAGAGUUGGUGGAGCAACAGGUGCUGGAUGUGAGACAAGGGUUUGUUUCAAACAUACUCAUGAAUAAGGACUACGAGACCAAAAGGGCCGACUACUUGGCCGCCACUCUUGAGCCGCAGUUGGAUCUGUUGGUGAAGUUUUUGGGAGACAAACAGUGGCUAAUCGGCGGACAGUUGUCUUACGUAGACUUUCUGGCGUAUGAUGUGUUGGAUUGGUUGAAACGAUUCACUCCCGACACUAUUGGCAAAUACCCGACUAUUGGCCAGUAUUUGGACAGAUUUGAAGCCCUGCCGGCCAUUACGGCCUACCAAAAAUCGCCGCAACACAAAGCGUGGCCCAUAUUUGGCCCCCGAGCUAGUUGGGGUGCUGUGCAAAUGUAA
Molecule: messenger RNA, 462 nt
Organism: Medioppia subpectinata
Lineage: Eukaryota; Metazoa; Arthropoda; Arachnida; Sarcoptiformes; Oppiidae
Source: the annotation of a GenBank genome assembly